UCCUCAUAGUUAACAGUCACGGUAGGACUUGAUGCAGAGAGGAGUGGGGGAGAGAGAGGAGGCAUACUAAGGAAGGAGCAGACUCCCAUCAUUCUCACCCAGCAGGGCCUACUGGAUACCAGGGAAGCCACCUUUCUGCACCAAAAAGUUUAAUGGAAGGAACCUAAAAACGGAACACUUUGGCUCAGUGUGUCCAUCUCUGUGGGGUGCAUUUUUCUAAUGGGAGACACCACUUGCUCAAUUUGAACAAAACAAUCCAGAUAUGGCAGAAGAACUGAGGCGGUACUUAUACAAAAAGCUUCCAAGUGUGGAAGGACUUCAUGGCAUUGUUGUAUCAGACCGUGAUGGCGUACCAGUCAUAAAAGUUGCCAAUGAAAAUGCCCCUGAACAUGCCCUACGGCCUUCCUUCCUCUCUACGUUUGCACUGGCCACUGAUCAAGGAAGUAAGCUUGGACUGUCCAAAAACAAGAGUAUCAUCUGCUACUAUAACACAUACCAGGUGAUUCAAUUUAAUAGACUCCCACUUGUAGUCAGCUUCAUAGCAAGCAGUGAAGCGAAUACAGGGCUGAUCCUAAGCUUGGAAAAAGAACUUGGACCCUUGUUUGAAGAACUGCGUCAAGUUGUGGAGAUCUCUUGACCUGGAUAGAUCGAUUUAUUAUUAUUAUUGUUACCCAAAGCUUUCAUUGACUUUAAACAUGAAAACGUGAAUAUUUUAUUUACAAAGCAAGUUGUUAAAUAUGCAUUAAAUUUUGUACAU
Pelobates fuscus (common spadefoot toad) is the source of this 757-nucleotide messenger RNA. RefSeq names its product late endosomal/lysosomal adaptor, MAPK and MTOR activator 3 (gene LAMTOR3). NCBI's taxonomy places the organism in Eukaryota, Metazoa, Chordata, Amphibia, Anura, Pelobatidae. The record is from RefSeq and is a predicted model, not a curated record. The transcript has 8 exons. Gene Ontology annotation, cellular component: Ragulator complex. The coding region runs from base 263 to 637 and encodes 124 amino acids. Gene Ontology annotation, biological process: positive regulation of TOR signaling; cellular response to amino acid stimulus.